UUCUGGGGGAACACAUUUUAUGAGAUGCAGAGCUAGUUACCUGUAACUGCAAAUGGGAAUUUGGAGCAACUUUGAAGCAGAUACAAAAAUAAUUGUGUUUGACUGGAAUAAAAUUCUUGCAAAGCCCCUAAGGAUGAGGUUCUAUGCCAACUCAAUGCUUCUAACUCACUGGCUCAUUUUGGUCUAUAUCUUAAUGGCGUGCUGUAAACUCUUAUCUGCCUCAAGUCUCCAUUCCAGAGGGCAAACAGGUUAUCAUCAGGUCAAGCAAGGCACAUGUGAGGUGGUCGCAGUUCAUCGAUGCUGCAAUAAAAAUCGUAUCGAGGAGAGAUCGCAAACUGUGAAAUGUUCAUGUUUUCCAGGACAAGUAGCUGGCACUACCCGAGCGCAGCCAUCUUGUGUGGAAGCAUCGAUUGUUAUCCAGAAGUGGUGGUGUCACAUGCAGCCCUGUAUGGAGUGGGAAGAGUGUAGAGUUUUGCCAGAUCUCACAGGCUGGUCCUGUAGCAGUGGUAAUAAAAUCAAAACUACAAAGGUAACGCGGUAGCGAACAUCAAAUCUCAAGAUGGAGCAGAAGCAAUUGUAGCACCUCAGUGACAAAAUGUGCACUCAAUUUCCUUCGCAGACUUCUAACUUAACUUUUUAGAAACUCCAGAUGAAGAUAAACAACCUUUCCGACCUAUUUUAUUGUAUUUUUUCCGGGAUUCUGUAGAGGUUUUAAAUAAACUCUUUAUGAGUUUAAUUUCUGCUCAUAUUGACUUGAAUUCCCAUUGAUCGUCUUGGAAGUUAACUUUGGAUUACAAAAAAAUAAAAAUCUUAUUACAAAAGAAAAUUGGAUCCUGGAUUUUCAAUAUUUUGAAGACAAACCUGAUGGUGGAGCAGCUUUUGGUUUUUACUUCAUUUAAUACCUUGGAACUGAACACAGACUGUAACAUAUCGUCAAGAUGAAACUAGACAUUUUCCUAAACCAAAAUAAU
Messenger RNA from Nanorana parkeri, 971 nucleotides. RefSeq names its product family with sequence similarity 19 member A4, C-C motif chemokine like (gene TAFA4). Lineage: Eukaryota; Metazoa; Chordata; Amphibia; Anura; Dicroglossidae. The transcript has 5 exons. Gene Ontology annotation, molecular function: receptor ligand activity. Bases 53 to 541 code for a protein of 162 amino acids. The record is from RefSeq and is a predicted model, not a curated record.